AUGUACUUAAAUUGUGAUGAUUCUGAAGCGGUUUUUACAUUCACCAAGCUGACCGAUGCUCUCAUCACUUCUUAUAUAAUGUUCCGGUAUGAGCAAAUUAAGAAAGAGCAAAUACAUGAUUGUGGAAUAUGUUUUAUGAACCCGUCUGCAAUUUCGCAGGCUGAUCAACGCAAACCCAAACACAUCGAGGAUGCAAGUAGAGCGGUUGCAGAUCGAUUGUAUAAAAGAAAGGGCAAUGACAUCAUCCUAUUGCCCUACAACCCCGGAAACCAUUGGGUGUUGGCAGUACUAAACCUGAAAACAACUACUUGCUAUUAUCUUGAUUCCUUACGGCCUAGAAGUGUCGAUGAGCAGUUGAGGCAAAUUAUUGAUACGGAAAUGGCCGUGUAUGCUUCAGAAAGUGGUGCCAACAUAAGGGUUAAACUCGUAUGGAUUAACGCUAGGUGUCCACGUCAGCCAGGAGGUACUGAAUGCGGCUACUAUGUGAUGAAGUUCAUGAAGGAGAUAGCUUACGAAGGAGUUGAAAUACUUGACAAUGAUAAUAAGAAUACUCGGCUGCGGAUAUGGAUGGCAUUCGUGAAGAUUGGUCGACUUAUGUGGUUAACUCUAUUUUUAAGUUAUAAAUCGUAUUUUAGGUGUGAUAAUGUAUUGACAAACAAUUCUUUUUUUGUUAACGUUAAAAUAUUUGUAGUAUACUUGACAAAUGAUUAUGUAAUGGAUUGUUUUGGUAUAUAUAUGUGUCUAAAUAUUAACCUGAAAAAAUCUACUCUUUUUGGAGUUGGGGUCUCAGAGAUGGAGGGUUCAGCUAAGGCAAAUAAUCCGCAUUGUUCGCAUGGGGUUAUUCCUUUCGUUUACCUCGGCUUGAAUGUUGGAGCGGAUAUGAACCGGCCUUGCCAUUGGUAA
This is a messenger RNA of Helianthus annuus (common sunflower), 903 nucleotides long. RefSeq lists its product as uncharacterized. The record is from RefSeq and is a predicted model, not a curated record. NCBI's taxonomy places the organism in Eukaryota, Viridiplantae, Streptophyta, Magnoliopsida, Asterales, Asteraceae. Gene Ontology annotation, biological process: proteolysis. Bases 1 to 903 code for a protein of 300 amino acids. Gene Ontology annotation, molecular function: cysteine-type peptidase activity; deNEDDylase activity. The transcript has 7 exons.